AUGCGGAAGAGGGACCUGCAGAGCAUGUGCAGAAGGGCGCUGCUGCUGACCAUCUGUAUGGUGUCUCUCUGGGGAGAACUGACCAGUGCAUCGUCACACAGAAGUCACAUAGUUCACGUGAAAGCGGGAACCUGUGAGGUAAUUGCAGCGCACCGAUGCUGCAACAAGAACAAGAUCGAAGAGAGAUCCCAGACUGUCAAGUGCUCCUGCUUCCCUGGACAGGUGGCGGGGACGACGAGAGCGGCUCCCUCGUGUGUAGACGCGUCGAUAGUUGCACAGAAGUGGUGGUGCCAGAUGCAUCCCUGCAUGGACGGGGAGGAGUGCAAAGUGCUGCCGGAUCUGAAAGGAUGGAGCUGCAGUACGGGAAACAAAGUGAAGACAACCAAGGUGGGUUUGACUCGCUAA
Molecule: messenger RNA, 405 nt
Organism: Limanda limanda (common dab)
Lineage: Eukaryota; Metazoa; Chordata; Actinopteri; Pleuronectiformes; Pleuronectidae
Gene: tafa3a
Product: TAFA chemokine like family member 3a
Exons: 3
Coding region: 1-405 (134 amino acids)
Molecular function (GO): receptor ligand activity
Source: RefSeq, a predicted model, not a curated record